Callorhinus ursinus (northern fur seal) is the source of this 445-nucleotide messenger RNA. It is a transcript of the gene RPL36, whose product is annotated as ribosomal protein L36. The record is from RefSeq and is a predicted model, not a curated record. Gene Ontology annotation, molecular function: structural constituent of ribosome. NCBI's taxonomy places the organism in Eukaryota, Metazoa, Chordata, Mammalia, Carnivora, Otariidae. Gene Ontology annotation, biological process: translation. Gene Ontology annotation, cellular component: ribosome.
GGCCCGCUCGACCCGCGGAAGCUAGAUAGCCCAGAGUUCCGCGAGGCGACAGCCCUUCCGCCGCGGGAGCCGUUGAGGAGCGGCCGCCAUGGCUCUGCGCUACCCGAUGGCCGUGGGCCUUAACAAGGGCCACAAGGUGACUAAGAACGUGAGCAAGCCGAGGCACAGCCGCCGCCGCGGGCGCCUCACCAAGCACACCAAGUUCGUGCGGGACAUGAUCCGAGAGGUGUGCGGCUUCGCCCCCUAUGAGCGGCGGGCCAUGGAGCUGCUCAAGGUCUCCAAGGACAAGCGCGCCCUCAAGUUCAUCAAGAAAAGGGUGGGGACACACAUCCGCGCCAAGAGGAAGAGAGAGGAGCUGAGCAACGUCCUGGCCGCCAUGAGGAAAGCCGCAGCCAAGAAGGACUGAACCCCUUCUCCUCUGUGUAAUAAAGCCUUUUCAGAACUU